Molecule: messenger RNA, 619 nt
Organism: Panonychus citri (citrus red mite)
Lineage: Eukaryota; Metazoa; Arthropoda; Arachnida; Trombidiformes; Tetranychidae
Exons: 2
Coding region: 126-446 (106 amino acids)
Source: RefSeq, a predicted model, not a curated record
AAUUUUCACACAUGAAUCACCUGUGAAUAUUUAUUUUAUAUAUAAACGAAUCAGUUUCUGUACAGUAUCAAAAUAUCAUUUGCUUUUAAUACGAAGAGUAGUAUUUGAGAAAGUAAAAAAUUAAAAUGAAAGUUUUCAUUGUGACUUGUUUCCUCUCUUGCGCUUUCAUGGCCUCAGCUUACCCACGAUUCAGUGGCGGUUUCUAUGGUGAAUCUGAAUUUGGGGCAGUUGACGGUGGAUUUAGUAGUCUGACUGGUGGACCAGGAUAUUUUGAUCUAUAUUCUGAUGGCGCUUAUGGUCAAAACUCAUUUCACAAUCAGCAACAAUUGUUUCAAGAACAAGCCCGAGCUGAUGCCUUAGCCGAAGCUCAAGCGAGAAGACAAGCUGAAGCCCAAGCUUUCACAGGUAGAGCUAAAACACUAGGAAAAGUUCAAACUAAAGCUUAAUCAAGAAUCAAGAAUCAAUUUAGUAUCAAGACAAAUUUAAUUAAUUGAUUUUAAUUUCACGAUUAUUUCGAAAAAUCAUUUUUCGAAAAUGUCUUACAAGGUAAAAAAAUGUACACGACUGACUAACUGAGUAAAAAACCCCUGAAACCUAACUGAAAAUUUCAAUAAACUGA